Macadamia integrifolia is the source of this 3108-nucleotide messenger RNA. RefSeq names its product protein PHYLLO, chloroplastic. Gene Ontology annotation, biological process: amino acid catabolic process. Bases 147 to 2648 code for a protein of 833 amino acids. The record is from RefSeq and is a predicted model, not a curated record. Lineage: Eukaryota; Viridiplantae; Streptophyta; Magnoliopsida; Proteales; Proteaceae. The transcript has 14 exons.
AUUUUCAGGUAAUUUGCUUGAUUGGAGAUGUUUCUUUCCUCCAUGAUACAAAUGGUCUGGCAAUUCUCAAUCAGAGGACAAGGAGGAAACCUUUGACAAUUAUAGUGGCAAACAAUCAUGGUGGCGCAAUUUUUAGUCUGCUUCCAAUGGCAAAUCAAACUCAACCGAGUUUGCUUAAUCGGUUCUUCUACACGUCUCAUAGCAUUUCCAUUGGCAAGCUGUGUCAAGCACAUAGUGUGAAACAUUUGCACGUUCGGACAAGAAUGGAACUAGAACAUGCUUUAGUUCUAUCUAGACAUGCACCCACUGACUAUGUCAUUGAAAUUGAAAGCCGCAUUGAAGAUAAUGCCACCUUCCACAGAAUUCUAAUGAAUUCUGCUCGUCAAGCAGCUGAUCAUGCUCUAAGGAUCCUUUCAAAGCUUUCUGUACCAGAUCAUGUCUGUAGCAGCUUGUUUCUGGGCAAGGUUCAAAAAAUGGAAUAUUCUUUAUAUAGAAUUGAACUUUGUGCCCCACGUACUUCAACUCCCUCCACUUGCAACUCAGAAAGGUUCUACCGAGAAGGCUUCAUUUUAACUUUGUCUCUCAAAGAUGGAAGCGUAGGGUUUGGUGAGGUUGCCCCUAUGGAAAUCCACACAGAAAAUUUACAAGAUGUGGAGGAGCAACUACGAUGCAUACUUCAUUUGAUCAAAGGAGCUGAAAUCAGUUAUCUUUUGCCUUUGCGGAAGGGAUCAUUUUCCUCUUGGUUAUGGGAAAGGUUAGGAAUCAAGCCCUAUUCAAUCUUUCCAAGUGUCAGAUGCGGUUUGGAGAUGGCAGUCUUAAAUGCUUUAGCAGAAAGACAAGGUUCUUCUCUGUCAAGUUUACUUCUUGACUGUGAAAUUUCUUCUCAAGAAUCUGCCUAUGUAAAAGAAGAUGAAGCAAAGGAAAGAAUGUCAAGAGUUGAGAUAUGUGCUCUUAUAGAUUCUGAUGGGACUCCCAAGGAUGUUGCCAGUAUUGCAGCAAAACUAUUUGAGGAAGGUUUCAACACAAUUAAGCUAAAGGUUGCAUGGCGAUCAAAUCCGCUUGAAGAUGCUGCUGUUAUCCAAGAAAUUAGACAGAAGAUUGGGUACGAGAUCAAAAUCCGUGCUGAUGCCAAUAAAAAAUGGACAUUUGGACAAGCAAUUCAAUUUGCCUCUGCUGUAAAGUGUUGUGAUCUGCAAUAUAUUGAGGAACCUGUGGUUUUUGAAGAAGAUAUUAUCAAGUUUUGUGAAGAAACUGGUUUACCUGCCGCUUUAGAUGAAACUAUUGAUGGUAUGCAUCAAGAUCUUCUCAAUAAGCUUUCAGUGUACAAACACCCAGGCAUAGUUGCUGUUGUAAUCAAACCAAAUGUUGUUGGUGGGUUUGAAAAUGCGGCACUGAUUGCAAAGUGGGCUCAGCAGCAUAACAAGAUGGCAGUUAUCAGUUCUGCUUUUGAAAGUAGCCUUAGUUUGUCGGUAUAUAUUCAGUUUGCAAACUAUCUUGAGCAGCAAUACACACACAUAUGCAGAGCUAAGUACAAAGAAACUAAGCCAACAAUAGCUCAUGGCCUUGGGACUUAUCAAUGGCUUAAAGAAGAUGUCACUGCUGAACCACUUAGGACUUGUGUUCAUUCCCAUGGGGAUAAGGUUGAAGUGUCGGUGCAAGAUGCAGCUUUGCUUCUUCAGAAUUUUCGGAUCAAUAAUGAAAUCAUCCAGAGAAGCUACAAGGAAGAAGAAAUUCAGACAUAUCGAGUUUCAGUCAAUUGUCAGGAGUUCUCCUAUUCCCUCAAAAUUCGAGAAGCUGGAAAAUACAUACAUAUGAUGCAGGACAAGGUAAUCAUAUUCCUUCAUGGCCUUCUUGGAACUGGAGAAGACUGGAUUCCUAUAAUGAAGUCCCUUUCAGUCACGGCAAGAUGCAUUUCAGUUGAUCUUCCAGGCCAUGGGGAAUCACAGAUACAAAAUUGUGCCAAUAAGGAGGGAAAAGUGGAGUUCGGUGUUUCAAUUGAAGUGGUUGCAGAUGUGCUGCAUAAGCUUAUUCAAGAAAUUACUCCUGGAAGAGUUGUCCUUGCAGGAUACUCAAUGGGAGCUAGAGUUGCACUAUACAUGGCCCUGAGAUGCAGCAAGAAGAUUGGUGGAGCAGUGAUAAUAUCAGGAAGUCCAGGAUUGAAGGAUGUGGCAAUGAAAAAAAUUCGCGCAGCACAAGAUGAUUCAAAGGCACGGUACCUUAGAGCUCAUGGUUUACGGAGCUUCUUAGACAUGUGGUAUGCAGGAGAUAUGUGGAAUAGCUUACGAAAUCAUCCAUAUUUUGGACAAAUAGUUGAGAGCCGUGCACAUCACGAUGAUGUAUCUGCUCUUUCAAAGGCUAUGUCAGGUUUAAGCGUUGGGAGACAGCCGUCCUUGUGGGAAGACUUACAGCAAUGCACAAAGCCCCUACUGUUCAUUGUCGGAGAAAAGGAUGGAAAGUUCAAGGAAAUUGCUCAUCAAAUGUGCUAUGAAUUAAGUAAUAAUCCAGGUAACAAGGAUAAAGAAGGGAAAAAGAUCCAUGAAAUGAUUGAGGUAUCAGACUCUGGCCAUGCUGUCCAUGUGGAAUGUCCUCUUUCGGUGAUCAGUUCAUUGAGUAAAUUUCUGAUAAAUUUGGAAGAGUCACCUGUUUGAUAAAGAGAGCCAGCCUCAUUUGGUACCAUGUAGUUCAAUGCUGUAUUUAGAGUGCAGGGGGAAAGGACAUGGAUAACCUCAUGACAACCUUGGGCGCCUUCAUUCUCAUGGCAUUUCGGAUGAAAUUACAGUCACAAAUACCACCUUGGAGUGAAGAGAAUAAAGUUCCUUAUUGCAGAACUGCAGGCUGGUAAUGUCCAACUAUACACUAUCUCAAGAUUCUCAAUGUAGUAAUAUCCAACUGUACACUCUACAUUUAGAGUAUAGAGUGACCAAACCAGCUUAAUUUUAUCACCAGUAAAAGGAUUGGUGUUGGUUUGUUUUAUCUAAUAUGUAUUAUAAAUGAACAAGGGGGGAAAAAAUCAUUUCUUGUCAAACAAAAACAAUGCUUAUUCAUGUAAACCCAGUUACUCCUUUUGCUGGCUCAACAAAAAUGCCACAUCCUAUAUUCAUUGAGUAA